Messenger RNA from Leucoraja erinaceus (little skate), 708 nucleotides. RefSeq lists its product as uncharacterized. The transcript has 7 exons. The coding region runs from base 28 to 708 and encodes 226 amino acids. The record is from RefSeq and is a predicted model, not a curated record. NCBI's taxonomy places the organism in Eukaryota, Metazoa, Chordata, Chondrichthyes, Rajiformes, Rajidae.
ACGUGGACGCCAGAGGAGGAGGAAAUUAUGGACGAAUAUGGACCCAGGUUACGGAAACUUGAGGGCAAGAAAGCCCUACGUGCCAUUGAAGGCCAACAGACCUGUGCAUAUGAUCAACUGAAAAAAGAUUUCAAUAUCCAAAGUGAUGAAGAAGAUGAGCCGCCAUAUUUACCAUCGGCUAAAAUAUUCGCAGAAAUGCUAGAAAUGAGGAAAGUACAACGUCAGUAUGCGGAAACAAUUAAAGAGUUGGAUAAGAAAGUUGCGGAUCUUAGAAAGGACUUGGCAUGUCGAUUUAUCUCGGGUGAAAGGCGGAAGGAACUGGGAGAUGCAUUGGAAGCACAGAUUGCGCACCGCAAGGAAGCAAGGACCACAUUGUUCGAGAUAAUGGCAAAACAGGUGGAAAUGGCAGAGAGAAAAAAACAAUUGGAAGCACAAGAAGCUGUAGAACUAGUGGAAAAACAAGAAAACUGGGGCGCACCGUUCAUUGGACCAUUAAACAGACCAGAACCGAAUAUCCUAGGACCGACGCGCCCUAUGCUUCGUAAACGACCCGUACCACCAGUUGUACCCCCACCACAACCAGCUGGUGCGACUGGAGGUGUGGAACCAACUCCUCCAGUAAGUCCAAAACUUCAUCCGUUCAGGAUGCCAAGCUUAAAACGUUUAAUGGAGCAAGGAUAUCUUCCAAAAGAACGUAAGUACAAUUAA